Messenger RNA from Sceloporus undulatus (fence lizard), 2094 nucleotides. RefSeq names its product FKBP prolyl isomerase 4 (gene FKBP4). Gene Ontology annotation, molecular function: protein binding; peptidyl-prolyl cis-trans isomerase activity. The coding region runs from base 157 to 1536 and encodes 459 amino acids. The record is from RefSeq and is a predicted model, not a curated record. The transcript has 10 exons. Lineage: Eukaryota; Metazoa; Chordata; Lepidosauria; Squamata; Phrynosomatidae.
GCCGUUUGACGGAGGAGGAGGAGGGGAAGAAGCAGCAGCAGCCUCUGGCUCCUGAGGGCGGAAGAGGGCCUUCUGCGUCUCCGAGGAGCAGUGCCUUCUUCCUCGCUUGCUGGGGGUGGCUCUGAGGGCCUGAGAGGGCGAAGGAGGGAGGUCGCCAUGACCGCCGAGGAAGGGAAGGCCGAGGAGAUGAGCGCCGCCGCCGCCGCCGCCAGCGCGCCGGAGGGGGAGGGCGGGGUGGACAUCGCCCCCAAGAAGGACGGGGGGGUCCUCAAGGUUAUCAAGAAAGAAGGUACAGGAACAGAAUCUCCAAUGAUAGGUGAUAAGGUGACUGUUCACUAUACAGGGUGGCUUUUAGAUGGCACAAAGUUUGACUCAAGCCGGGACAGAAAGGACAAGUUCUCAUUUGACUUCGGCAAAGGUGAAGUUAUCAAAGCUUGGGACAUAGCUGUGGGAACGAUGAAAAUUGGGGAACUUUGUCAAAUUACCUGUAAACCAGAAUAUGCCUAUGGCUCUGCUGGCAGCCCUCCUAAGAUACCUCCCAAUGCCACACUGAUUUUUGAGAUAGAACUAUUUGAGUUCAAAGGGAAGGAUCUCACAGACGACGAAGAUGGUGGAAUAAUUCGACGAAUCCGUAAAAAAGGAGAAGGCUACUCCAAACCUAAUGAAGGAGCCCUAGUAGAAAUUGAGGUAGAAGGUUGGCAUGGAGACAGAGUAUUUGACAAACGUGAACUGCGGUUUGAAGUAGGAGAGGGAGAAAAUUACGAUCUUCCUCCUGGCCUGGACAAAGCACUGCAGAAAAUGGAGAAGUUGGAAGAGUGUGUUAUAUAUCUCAAACCCAGCUAUGGUUUUGGAAGUGCUGGAAAACAGAAGUUUCAGAUCCCUUCAGAUGCAGAGCUACGAUAUGAAAUCAAACUCAAAAGUUUUGAAAAGGCUAAGGAAUCCUGGGAGAUGAAUACUGAUGAGAAGUUGGAACAAGGUUCCAUUGCAAAAGAAAAGGGUACCCAAUAUUUCAAAGAGGGGAAGUACAAACGAGCUACAUUACAAUAUAAGAAGAUUGUGUCAUGGCUAGAGCAUGAAACAGGUCUCUCUGCUGAAGAGGAAUUGAAAGCUAAAAACCUGAGGCUUGCUGCCCACCUUAACCUGGCUAUGUGCCAUCUGAAGUUGAAGGAAUAUUCUCACGUCUUAGAAAACUGCAACAAGGCUCUUGAACUGGAUAACAGUAAUGAGAAAGGCCUCUUCCGGCGUGGUGAAGCCCGCCUGGCUGUCAAUGAUUUCGAAUUGGCCAGAGAAGAUUUCCAGAAGGUGCUACAGCUCUACCCAAGUAACAAAGCAGCCAAAGCACAGCUAAUGAUCUGUCAUCAAAAAAUCCGUGAACAACAUGAGAGAGAGAAAAAGAUGUAUGCCAACAUGUUCCAGAGGCUUGCAGACAAGGAGGCAAAGCCGGAUAGUGAUAUAGUCCAUAAAGAAGACACAGAAAUGAAAGAUGACAAACAGAAUGGAGUUGAAGAAAAAACAGAAGUUGAUGUAGAAGCCUGAAGCUAUUGCGCGGAUCCAUUUUGUAAAACUGAAGAAUUUCCAGUGAACUAGACCUUUAUUUUUCUAUCUGAUUGAAAUAAGGGGCAGAGGCUGGGGUUAUGGUGCUGCUUUGUGUCUGUCUAUGUAGGAAACAUUGGUGGCAGAACAGACUCGAGUAAUCUUAGGGACUUUAUUUAUUCGGUCUGUUGUUGAUCUUGGGAGUUCAAUCAGAAUUCGUUCCUUUUUAAUUCCUUGUUCUUCUCUGACUGGCAUCCCUCAGGUUCCUUCACAGUCUAGUCCUAAAUCUCACCCUUCACUCUGUUUACUCUUAAAUAAAAGUCAAAGAAUCAGCUUAGCUUUAAAAAGUCACUUUAUGAAAGACUUAAGAACAAACAAAACUAGUGUGUCCUUUCUCCUAUUACAACCUGGUCAUGUCUUCUUUCCUCUGUCAACGCAGGCAUGCUCCUCCCAUGGGCAAAUGUUGUCACCGUUCUUGUAAUGCCUCUUCUUUUGCAUAUUGCUGAAGAUGAAGACCGCAGUCCAAAGCUUGAGCAAUAAAGCACCAAAAAAAAAAAAAAA